CUCGCGUCUGCUUGUCUUGCAUGCUGGCCCUUUCCUGUCUUUCUUGUCUGGCUUGAGCUGCCACAUAUUUUCAUCAGGUUUGUCUGUGACGAUAGUGACGUUCGGUGCGCGUGUUCCCGGACUCUGUUGCAUGGCUUAGCCGAUUUGCUGUGCAUGCGCUUCGCAUUCUCUGCCCACCAACCAAAGCCAUCCACCUCGUUCACUCUUGAUGUUAAGUGAGCGUGGGCCGCGCGUGUAACCGACGACUUACUCGCUGUCGCUAUACUUUCGCGUUUGCAUCUUGCGCCGACCUCUAUGCAGCUUCUGCUUGUCACAGGCUUCAAUUUUACUGAUUUACCAACCACCUUCACUUCCCAUCUUCAAUAUGCACUGAAAGUGCCAAUGCCAACGACCUUGUACAAAGUCACGACUUCAUGUUUUUACGACCACUCGACUGCGAAUCACCACUCGAUAUGCCUACGUCACAAUUUGACAAGGCAUUCGCUCUGCUAGAGCAUUCAUUCAAGGAUGCCAACUUCCUCCAAGCCUACAAGGCACUUCCCUCACGACAAACAACUGAAGAGGCCGAAUCGCCCAGACAUGCCGACUUCUCGGAUGACGACGACGACGACUCGGACUUUUCGGACAUGCAUGAAGGAUACCGUCCCAGAGAUGCUCCCUCAAUUUCUCUUAUGCGCCGGAACUCGUCACUUCCUCCCACACCGCCUACCCAGUCGCGCAAUGUUAGCGCAACACAUGCGCAUAUGUUACCUCCGCCAGGAGACAAGGCCGGCACCAACACGCCGCCGAACCAACAAGGCCCUCCAACUCCCGAUCUGACUCCACCGAACCCUCGUACCAGAGACUUUGCGCCGCCUCGACCUGCCCUGCCACACACUGCCUCUUCACGAGCCGAAUCAUUCAUCACUGCAAGAGAGACUCAAAGCCAAGCAAGUGCCAGCACAAGCCAGGCUAGUCUUCCGCUGAAAUCAGAGGCCGGCCACCAGUGGUUGGAAGCGACAAGAGGUAUGCGCUUGGCCAGUUUGCAGCUGAGGAUCGUGGACAGACAACAGCAAUUACGAGACUCCGCCUCAGAUUCGGGAGAGACGACACCCACACAAGAAACACAUGAUGCUUUCCCUGCACCAGCCAUCUCUUCCAACCUGAUCGAGUGCAUUACCCAGGAAGAUCUGGAUCGAGGAGCUUCUUCGACCCCUGAGUCUGAAGCUGGUAAUUUCAUGAGGAAUGUGACUAUUCGUAAGAAACGUACAGGUGAUUCUCAGCAACAAACAACACCCGGACAAGGUGCGCCUAGCAGUAGUCACAAAAGAUCGAAAUCUUCUGAAGUCAUGCCGAAGUCUGCGGCAGCAAAUGAGAGUCCUUCUACUGUCAAAGACGGAGAAACUCUCGAUUGGUCCGAGACUGAUAACGAUCAUCUUCAUCGACGCAGGCGAAGCGAGGAAUCAAAACGUCUUUCGGCCACCUCCACCGCGUCAACUGUCAUCGAAGCCUUUGUGCUCCCUGGUCUGGCUCAGCAGAAACAGCCAGCGUUACGACGAGUCAGCAGAGUCGACACUCUGCGUGAUGAUACAUCUUCGAGACGUAGCUCGGUCGAAUCUCAAUAUGCCUCGAAACAAAGAAUAUCACCGCUGCCUGGACGUAAGCAUUUGGUCAAUGGGUACUUUGACGCGGCAAGAUCUGCUUCUAACCCUGAGACUGGCCGUGUCCGUAAAGUGCCGGUAGUUGUCGUUCCUGAGCGUCACUCGUCGCGCUCUUCUGCUACAGCAGGGGCAGGUGACAAGACACAAUUGCUUACUCCUGAGCAGAACCGUCUCCAUCGUCCGAAGCAUCAUGUUUCUCUCAAAGAAGACUACAACCAAGGCGAGAUACCGCGUACUUCGCUAGAUUCACGCACCGAGCUUAGCAGUGACAUCUGGCUCGACUAUGCAUCUCCGGCUCAAGAUGGUGGACAGCCUCGAACAAAGCUACGACAUGUUUCUGCCCCAAUUCAAGCAGGUGCUGGAUCUACCACUGGAGCGUCGAAAUACGUUUUUCUCCGUAUGAAUGGGCAGGAUGCUGAAAUUAAGCUCGGUCCUAGACAGGGAUGGAAGAGACACUCUCUGGAUGCCGAACUUGAGUCGCCUGAACUGAAACGCCCACCGAGGUCAUCUAUCGAACAGAGGCAGUCGAUCGACCAUAGACUAUUGCUUCCCUCGCAACAGAAGAGAUCGCCUACGCUCACGCUAUCCGAUUACCCUCAGCAAACUUCGCCUCGCAAAUUGUCAGAUGCCAAAGACAUUCGCAAUCUUCACUCGAGCACAAGUCCCUUCUCGCAACUGUCCGACCGAACAGACGCUAUGGAAUUGAACGAAGCCAAAGCCAUCAACCUGUACCCGCAUGGAAACAAGUCACUCCACAUGGUCCAGCAUGUAGCCAAGAAGCGACUUGCCGAAGGACAGAAUAUGAAUGGGGAUGCACACUCCGAUGCUCUCGCAACACCCGAAAGCGAACAAGAGUCCACGUUCCAAGCCUCUCAUCCUACCUUCCGCGCCGUAAUCGACACACCAACACCCCCAAGAAUCGAAGAUCCCGAUCGCGUAGAAGUCGACAGUCCACUCCGAAACCCACGCACAGCACCUCAGCCACCCCGUCUCCCCGCCGUGAUAAUCAGCCCCGCAACACCCUCCUCCCAAUUCCGCAAAACACCUUCUCCACCUUCGCCGCCCUUACGCCGACCCUCUCUGGUCGAAAAAGCUCGUCGCUAUUCUGAAAACCUGAUUCAGCCGUUCAUUCCCUCUUUGUCUCGUCGCAAUAGCACGGCUUCGCAACGACCGAUGAGUCAACGAGAUAGAGAUACCACGUUACAUCCCUUCUGGCGACCCAGGGGCUUCUGGGAUGACUUUUCAGAGUCUGAGGGCGAGUACUCUGAUGAUGAGUUACCAGAAGGUGGAGAUACGUCUGAUGUGCGUAGUCUUGAGAGCGUGGAAGAGCAGAGGGAAAGAGGAUGGAGAGCUAAAAGACUUUCUGUGCGUUUACCUGGCUUCAGAGGACAAGGAGGGUUUUUGCAAGGAAACUCUCUCGGCAUCGACCGCCAUGGCACGAAUGUGCGUCGUCAUCAUGUCCAUGUCUCUUCCUCUCCAAACUCUGCGACAAGACAUGAAUCUUUCCUCACUCGCCUAUUUGCGUUUCCGAGCUUGAGAAAGAGGAAAUCUACAGAUUUGCUCAGAAUUGCGGCGCAAAGCACAGAGUCCUUGAGGAAAUUGAGUCAAAGACAAAGGAGAAGAGGGUGGAAGGAUAUGAGUUUCGGCGCACUGAGACGGAAAAUGGUUAAGAAACGGGAGAGGAGAGACGAUGUUAGGAGAGAGGCUUAUAGAGAGGGUAUCAAGGGGAGGAUUGGUGCGCCUGUUUAUUUGGAAAGGUGAUGUGGAUGCAUUUACAUUAAUGCAUUGGAGAGGGAGAGGAAGAGGGAGAAGGGGAGAAUGUUGAUGAUGACAAUUAUGUUGCUUGCACUUUUAGCUAUUUGCUGCGUUUUUUUUUUCUUCUUCUUCCAUUUCUUGCGCAGAGAUACCUUUUUUUUUUAUUGCUAGCAUUUUCUGGCGAUUUCGAAAU
This is a messenger RNA of Aureobasidium subglaciale EXF-2481, 3588 nucleotides long. RefSeq lists its product as uncharacterized. The record is from RefSeq and is a predicted model, not a curated record. Lineage: Eukaryota; Fungi; Ascomycota; Dothideomycetes; Dothideales; Saccotheciaceae. Bases 414 to 3401 code for a protein of 995 amino acids. The transcript has a single exon.